This is a messenger RNA of Symbiodinium necroappetens, 493 nucleotides long. NCBI's taxonomy places the organism in Eukaryota, Dinophyceae, Suessiales, Symbiodiniaceae. The record is from the annotation of a GenBank genome assembly.
GUUUCCAGUCGGGUUUGCCUUUGGCUUGGGCUUCGAGACCUCAAGCGAAGUGGCCGUGCUUGCCAUGGCUUUGACCUUGGACUGCCAGGGCAUGUUGGCGUGGGUGAUGCUUCUCCCAUUCAUGUUCUUGGUCGGGAUGUGCCUCAUAGACACUGCCAAUGGGAUCCUCAUGGCGUGGGUUUAUGGAUCGGGAAAAGAUGGCAACAAGCAGAGGCUGUACUACAACAUGGUCGUGACAGCAACGUCGGCUGCGAUCGCUCUCCUCGUCGGUGUUUUGGAGCUGCUGGGUGUCAUUGCAACUCGUGAAGAUCUUCAUGGUCCGUUUUGGGAUUUUAUCGUGGAGCUCAACAAUGACUUUGAAACCGUGGGAAUCGUGAUUGUUGUCUUCUUUCUGUCAAUCGCUAUGGCGGCAUACGUUGGCUUCAAGUAUCUAUUCCCGAAUGAGGAGGCACUCCUGCAUCAUAGAGUGUCUGUGCAUGGCCUCCUUUCAUGA